This is a messenger RNA of Stegastes partitus (bicolor damselfish), 4807 nucleotides long. Its product is annotated as mannosyl-oligosaccharide 1,2-alpha-mannosidase IB-like. The record is from RefSeq and is a predicted model, not a curated record. The transcript has 8 exons. Gene Ontology annotation, cellular component: extracellular exosome; Golgi membrane; endoplasmic reticulum. The coding region runs from base 1 to 1197 and encodes 398 amino acids. Lineage: Eukaryota; Metazoa; Chordata; Actinopteri; Pomacentridae. Gene Ontology annotation, biological process: mannose trimming involved in glycoprotein ERAD pathway; carbohydrate metabolic process. Gene Ontology annotation, molecular function: mannosyl-oligosaccharide 1,2-alpha-mannosidase activity; calcium ion binding.
AUGGAGGACGGGGGACGCAGUAUUCCCACUAUAUUGAUUAAAUUUGGCGAGCUGCCCGGGGAAAUUAACGGCGAAGUGAAGUUCGACACGCGGCGACACACGAAACCCGUCGUUUCUGCUCCGAGUAAAUUCCCCCGCAAACGUGUAAUGAAGCUGAAGAGACAACAAGUGCGUCUGUCGGUUACACCUGAAAACAACGUGGGACAAGCAGGCGCUUUCGGCGUCGGGCGUAACUGGGGCUGGGCGUCGGCGGGCAGCAGCAUCCUGGCCGAGUUUGGGACUCUGCACAUGGAGUUUGUUCACCUGACCUACCUGACAGGAAACCCCGCCUACUACCAGAAGGUGAUGCACAUCCGGAAGCUGCUGGCCAAAAUGGACCGACCCAACGGGCUUUACCCGAACUACCUGAACCCCCGUACGGGCCGCUGGGGCCAACAUCACACCUCGGUUGGAGGACUCGGGGACAGUUUCUACGAAUACCUGCUGAAGGCCUGGCUCAUGUCCGACAAGACCGACGCCGAGGCUCGCAAGACCUACGACGACGCCAUCGAGGCCAUCGAGCGCCACCUGAUACGCAAAUCCAACGGCGGCCUGACGUUCAUCGGCGAGUGGAAGAACGGCCACCUGGAGAGGAAGAUGGGCCACCUGGCCUGCUUCGCCGGCGGCAUGUUCGCGUUGGGCGCCGACGGCUCGCCCGAUGACAAGGCCGGACACUACUUGCAGCUCGGAGCCGAGAUCGCCCACACCUGCCACGAGUCCUACGACAGGACGGUGCUGAAGCUCGGCCCGGAGGCGUUCAAGUUCGACUCGGGCCUGGAGGCGGUGGCCGUCCGGCAGAACGAGAAGUACUACAUCCUGCGGCCGGAGGUCAUCGAGACCUACUGGUACAUGUGGAGGUUCACCCACGAUCCCAAGUACCGGCAGUGGGGCUGGGAGGCGGCGCAGGCCAUCGAUAAGUACUGCAGGGUGAGCGGCGGUUUCUCGGGGGUGAAGGACGUCUACUCGUCCAACCCGACCUACGACGACGUGCAGCAGAGCUUCUUCCUGGCCGAGACACUCAAGUAUCUGUACCUGCUGUUCUCCAGCGACGACCUGAUGCCGCUGGAGAGCUGGGUCUUCAACACCGAGGCUCACCCGCUGCCGGUGCUCCACCUGGGCAACAUCACCCUGCCGGGCAGCGAGCCGGCUCAGCGGUAGACGGACCGGACCUCCCGACUCGGCCGCGGCACUGAGGGGGGGGCGUCCACCCGCCUGCCUGCCCCCCCCACAAAAAAAUAAACAAACAACAAAAACAAAAACAGAACACACCCACCAACAACACCGGACACACUUACAUUCAGACUCUCAGCUGCUUUUGAAGGGCAGAGAAACGCUCCGGCACCGAUCGAGUGAGAGGACUCGCCAGCCGACUCUCUUCUUCUAUGUUUUACUCCUUGUGUCUUCUCUGCUGAAAUCAGGAGGACGGUGGGUGUGCCGCCUCACGUCUGGCUUGAAUCGACUCUUUCCUCUGACGGACGGACGGACGGACGGACGGACGGAGCUCCAAACCAGAGGCUCGAUUAGGGUUUUUUUUGUUAUUAUUUUUAGUCUUUAUUUGACCAAACUUUGAGCGGACUCGAGCGCCGAGAUGGGAUUUUGUGAAGGAUUAACGCAGUUCGACACUGUGCCGACCGAGUUUUGUUUUUCCAGGCAGACAGACAGACGCGAGGACUUUACAGGGUCUGUUGAUGAGACGUGGUAUUUUUUUUUUUUCGUCGUUGUUGUUUUGGACGAAUCGUUAACGGGGGGACACAGGGUCGAAUCAAAGCCCUUCGCUUCUUCUCCCCGACCCGAGCCCAGUUUAAUCGGAUGAACUUUGUCCCGGAACUUUUAGCGGAUGGUCGCGAGUUCGGGAGCAGACCUCACCUCCUCUAAAUCCUCAGUUUUCAGACGAGCGGACCAUCGUAAGCGGAUCAGCAGCGACCCCAGCAGGCCUCCAACACUCCCCAGACGACUUCUCCAUUCUGCUGCUACUCCACUGGAUGCUGCUUUUUUUUAAGCUCCACAAUCGUCUCCUGUCCUCUUAUUUCCCGCCUUUUUUUUCCCGCCUUUUUUUUCCCCCCUCCAUAAAUCGCUUCAGAUUAUUUUCAGAUUGCGAGGCGACGUGUGGAAGUUUGUGUUUGUGUGGCGGUUAAAAAAAAAAAAGCUGUAGAUGAUUUGUUUGUGCACUUUGAAAGACUAUGAAGACGAGGACAGCGGAGGUGUAGCACUGAAUAAACGAAGGCCUUCUCAUGUCCCACUGCUGAGCUCCACAUCAUCAGGUGCCACCAACAUUUCUCUUUCUUCCCGCUUUGUUUUCUACUUUCACCAUCUACUCUUUUUUUUUUUUUCCAAGCUUCUGUCGUCUACUUUAACCUCUACCUCCGUGAAAACUCCCAAAACAACCUGGAGGCCUUUAGUCUCGCAGUUCCUACAAGACUCUGAAAUAAUGUAGAAGUUUGGUUUGAGAAAAUUUAGUCUUAAAAUCAUGUUUUCAGCUUCAGUUAUACGCUCCGGUCACCUGAUAGAUUUACUGUAUGCAGCUGCAGACGUGAUUCGUCUCAUCGUCCGGCUUUAAAAUAUCGACGCAAAAUCACCAAACAGAGCAAAUAAUAAUUGUUUUUUUUAAUACAUUUUGAAAUGCACACGCUCUGCUGAGACUUUGUAAAUUCUCUUUUGGAGGUCACAUUAAUUAACCCGCUUUGUAUCCUGCAACAUAUCAAGAUUUUGUUGUUUUAUAGCUUAAAAAAAAAACUUUAAAAAAAACAAACUGAAACCGUUCCUUUUGGUGAAUUCAGACAUUUGACGUGCUUCGACUGAUUUAUCGAAAAGUCACGAAAUAUUGGAAGCAGGAAAGAGACAAAAACUCGAGCACGGUCAUAAAAUAUCAUAUAAAAACCAGAUUUGGUUCCAGUUUUAGAUGCUAUAAAGAAGCUAAAAGCCUAAUUUCGAUAGUCCGGCGUCGACUUUAACCGUCUCCUCUCAGCUGAAUGAACCAUAUCCGAGGCAGGUCGAGAUGCUGACCGAAGGAAAAUCAUCUUUAGGUGUCCGAUUGUUAUGAAAUAACGUCAACCUUUGAUUAAUCCACUGUUCAAAAUUAACAAAAAAACAGUUUUUUUGUUAUAAAAUCCGUUACACUUUGCUGUUCCUGUGAUUCUGGUGUCUGUUGUUCAUAUGAGCCAAAUGUUUUCCAUUUUAUUUUAAUGUUUUCCAGCCAGUCUAAGAGGACAUCUACGAACUCGGUCGCAGUUUUUACACCACAUUAGCCCAUUUCUAAAAGUACAGACGACGAGCGAGAGAGACGUUUAAAGUGUCGUUGAUGUGAAAUUAAACCUCUCGUGUCCAGAUUCUUCAUAUCAACCGUCUGCUUGAGGUGAGGACAGAAACCGGAGCAGAGUUCGACGGCGACAUCUGGUUUUUAAUGCAGGCGGGAAGCUGGAAAGUAGCACAAAUGAAGUUUGUUUCUGACGUCUUGUCGCCUUAUUGUCCAACGCUUUGUGUUUUGUGAGGCAUCACUGUGAUGUAAAUUCCUUUAUGUUGUUUCUGUUUGCACACACGAAACAGGCAGACGGUCUGAAAGCAGAACCGACUCCUACGAGGACGAGAAAGCCGCUAACGUUUAGUUUACCGCCACGUCAAUCAAAAAAUACAACGAUGCUUCGUUCUGAUUUCUUUAUUCAAAAUUCACGCUUAUGUCCAAAACUAAAUGUGCCGACGUGAUGAAGUUCUGCUAACCGGCUGAUUUAACAUUUAAUCUGGAGCUGAAAGUUCAUCGUUUUCUCCUGACCGUAUUGAACACUGUGACUAAUCAGGAUUGGUUGUGAUGCAACAGGAAGAGCUCAUCAGCUGGAGUUUGCGGAGGACGAGAGCUUCUGUAAUUAGAGAUUUGUCGUCGUCUCCAGACGUACUCGUGGACCAUCGACGACGUCUGGAUGACCAGAAGGUUCCCAUCGCGUGUUGACUUUGUUUUCAGCUCGGUUGCAGCGUCCUUUAACUUCCACUUGUUGUAUUUUUGGACAUAAUAUCAGAAUAAAAAUAUCUGUAGUUAUGUUCGGACGAAGCAGAAAUCCACUUUAAGAUAUCUACAGCAGCUUUACGACCAGUUCCAGUUUAUCCAGAAACAACGAUGAGCUGAAGUUCCGACUCGUCAGACAUGAAGUUAGAACUCGUCGUUGGUCCUGGAAGAAAGAUGACGGAUAUUUAAAAUGUCCUCUUUGACUAGAACUAUCUGGAACACAUAUCCAGUCGAGCUAUUAAACGCUAACGCAGCUUUCCAAACACAACAGAUUUCAACUGAUCAACGUCGACAGUUGCUCUGUAGCUGCUCGUGUUUUGACUCGAAGCGUCGACGGUUGAUUGGAAACGGGCUUAACUUUUUGACAUUUCCUUCACUUAGUUGGGUUUUUCACAGCUUUGACCAGGAGUCGGGUCGAGCUCGCGUUAAAUCGGCUGCGAUCCCAUCAACACAUUUAAUUUCCUCCCCCUCAUCCGUCCACAAUCAUUUCACCUGAACUCCGGUCCGCUGAUGCAGUACGGUCCCGGCUUGGCCCCUCCCCCAGUCUCUGACAUCACACCGACAUCAUCACCUCCACAUAAGGAGGAAACCUGGGCGGCCGUCGGGUCGCUGGGAGUGACGUUGAUUUUGAAAACUGAGUGUUCUGUAUUUGUAUUUUUACUGAACUAAAAUAAAAAAAACAGAAAAGAAAACAAAUAAAGUUAAACUAUCUGUAAAUAUGUUUAAAACUGAGACACAAAUUCAAUAAAGAUGUUAUGAAAAGUGAUCAGAAAA